Molecule: messenger RNA, 1286 nt
Organism: Papaver somniferum (opium poppy)
Lineage: Eukaryota; Viridiplantae; Streptophyta; Magnoliopsida; Ranunculales; Papaveraceae
Product: probable ubiquitin-like-specific protease 2A
Exons: 7
Coding region: 125-1024 (299 amino acids)
Biological process (GO): proteolysis
Molecular function (GO): cysteine-type peptidase activity
Source: RefSeq, a predicted model, not a curated record
UUUAGUGUUUACUCCGUCAGUCCAUCCUACCGACCGGAGAGAGAGUCUUUAUGGAUUCAAUACACAAACAAUGUACUUCUAGGUUCAUUACCACUACCACUACUGCAUUGAUCUGUUUCGCACCAUGGGAAAGGAGAAGAACGAAGAAAUAACCUACAUCGAUGUUGAUUCUCAAAGCUCGGAUUGUUGUUCCGUGGAGGCUCCAAAGACUACAAACAGGCCAACAUCCUCGGGAUUAAUAGAGAAGUUUGACAAAUCACCACCCCUAUGUAUAAAUUAUACUAUACCUCGACGGAAGCAAUCAAAGAUGCGACGCAGGAAAAUUUAUUCAACUAUCUCUCCUCGACGUCAGCCGUCAAAAAAGAUAAUUGAGAAGAAGAUUCCAACCUGCAAGCAAGAUCAAAAUUCAAAAACCUUUCCUCGACGUCAGCCAUCAAAGAGGAUAAUUAACAGCAAGAUUUCAGUCCGCAAGGAAAAUCAGCUUGGCACGAACAAGUUUCAGUCCUACUUCGAGGAUAUUUUAUGGAGCUCCUUUUCGCCAGAAAGAAAGAACUGUUUCGCAUACAUGGAUUGCAUUUGGUUUUCCUUGUAUAGGAAAGGGUUGCCCAAGGAAAAGGUGUUGGCCUGGGUUAAGAACAGACAUAUUUUUUCAAAAAAAUAUGUUUUUGUUCCCCUUGUAUGCUGGGGUCACUGGAGUCUUCUGAUCUUAUGCCACUUUGGAGAAAGUUUGGAGUCCACAACUACAAAACCAUGCAUGCUGCUACUGGAUUCCCUUGAAAUAGCAGAUCCAAGGAGGUUCGAACCUGAUAUAAGAAAGUUUGUAUUCGACAUUUUUGAAGUGGAAGGCAAACCGGAUCACAAAAAGGCAAUUGGAAAAAUUCCUUUGUUAGUGCCAAAGGUGCCACAACAAAGGAAUAAAGAUGAUUGUGGAUUUUUUGUUCUCUACUACAUGGAAUUGUUCAUGAGAUCUGCUCCAGACAAUUUUAUCAUCGACAAGGGCUAUCCUUACUUUGUAAAUGGAUGAAAAUUGGUUUAGUGCUGAAAGCGUGCAAAAGUUCUGUGCACAAGUCAAUUUCUUCUGUAAGUGAAUUGUCUAGUUCUUGUACUUUAUAUGUACUCUGGUUGCUUAGUAUGGCAUAACUCAUACACUACGGUGUUGUUUUUCAACUUACUCUACUGAUCUGUUUCUCGAAAACGGAUCACCUACUUAGGAAGUCUGUCAGUUGUAUAUUAUGACAUUAAAUGGAGGAAAGAACUUAUAUAUCAGUUUCAGGCUGUUGUGUCUA